Molecule: messenger RNA, 2961 nt
Organism: Scatophagus argus
Lineage: Eukaryota; Metazoa; Chordata; Actinopteri; Scatophagidae
Exons: 5
Coding region: 94-1119 (341 amino acids)
Molecular function (GO): protein binding
Source: RefSeq, a predicted model, not a curated record
GAAAAGCAGAAGCAGUUCUAGGCAGUCGGGUGGGAGAGACGAGGAUGUUGCGUAUUGUUAAGAAACUGCAAAAUCAGCUAAGUUUGGGAAAUAAUGGACAGCAGAGUGUCAGCUGUUGGAUGGAAAACGAAUGAAAAGACAUGUUAUAGACAAAAUCCUGGAUUCUACUUCAUGUUUGCCUAUGAGAAACAGAUUCUGCAGCGACUGGCUAUUCUGGUGGUGUGGCAUGACUUAGCAGCGGGCCAGAUCAUCUCUCAGCACCUCCUGCUCCAGAGACCAAUGCCCUGGUUUGAAGCCCAGGAGUUUUGUCAGAGGCACUAUGUUGACCUCGCUGUCCUGAGCACAGAAGAGCAAUACUUUACUCUCCUCAACACCACAGCUGCAAACAAAGUCAGUUUUUGGCUUGGCCUGCAGCGUCAGAGCACCUUUAGUGACUGGAAGUGGGUGAACGGGGACGAGCUGAGCUAUGAUCAUUGGUACACGAAAAACUCUGAGGGCUGCUGUGCAAGUCUGGAGGCCAUGUUGGGGAAAGACAAGAAGCUGCUGGCCCGCUACUGUGAUGAGCUGCACAUGUUUGUCUGUCAGGGUCCAGUUUCUCCACAGCCAGUGACGGUGGAGUCGGUGGGUUCUGAUCAUGUGACUCUAAGCUGGAAGGUGUCUGCAUUUAUGCAGACGACACCACACACUUACAACGUGACAACAUGCACCAACACAUGUGAUACGCUCUGCUACCCACACACUGAGGGCUCUACUUUCAUGAAUGUCAACAUCUCCAACUUAACUUCAGCAACAGAGUACUCCAUAGAGAUCUCUGCUUUUGUUGUUCGGCCUGACAGUGUUACUGAUGGAAACAUGACCCUUCGCAGUAACCCUACAGAUUUACAAGUCAGAACAGCAAACUCUGGUCAUCCCUAUAAAGUCAUCAUUGUCCCUCUGAAGUUGCUCAAGCUUGUGUCUCUGGCUCCUCCAUUGUGGAUUCUUUAUUGUAUCCUGAAAAAAUACAAAUCUCCUUUCUUUUAUAAAGUCAAGGAGUCAGAUCAUGUCACCUCAUCAGUGGACCCCUCAACAGAGGAGACUGCUGUUGACCUCAUCCCUGAGAAAACCAGAAGAAUUGGUUAGAAAAGGGUAAAAACACAUUCAAGACCAGCAUAGAAAAGUUCUCAAGAUUGGGGUUGAGAUGAUAGGGAAAGGCUAUUUUAUCCUUUAGUGACCUUGCUCACGAUGGCAUGAUUUCUUCACAAAUGUAAACAUGAACUAUCCUGAACAAGUUGAAUAGGAUAAGUUCCCAAACCUGAAGAGGUGAGGCCGAUUAAAAAUACAGAAAUGAACUGGUCAGUUUAAGGAAAACAAGUGUUUGAGAAGCUAACCAGAAAAUCAAGUAAUGAUGACGCAGUCAUAAAUAUCGUCCAUGUGUCCUUGUAAACCAUUUGUUUCACUGCUCUAUUAUGCUCCAAUUGUGCAUAAACCAUCACAGGAUUUAUACUGACAUGGGAUAACAUACUUAAACUGUGCUGAUGUUUUCACACCUGCGUUGUUUUACUUAAGCUUACAAGGGUUAAGGUUAGUCAAAGCAUUAUGGUGUCAUGACAUCAACCAAUCUUUGUCAUUCAGAGGGAGUUGUUGCUCUUUCAGCAGUUUUGUAGCUACGUCUGUCACAAGUUGCUGUCGUUUGUAUUUUAUACUUUUAACCUCCUGGAUCAAAAAAAAUUUGAACUUUGUAUUGAGAUGUGGCGCCUUUGCGCAAUUAUUUUCAGCAUUUACAGCAGGAAGAAGCACAGUGAAAGCAGCAGGCUAUGACUGGAGUAAAUCAAAUUUCCAAACAACAGCAAUAACUUUUUUAUUAUGAAGCAGCUAGUUCAAAAGUGCGAUUUGUAAAGUUAAAUGUACUAAAAGCAUUCAGAAAACAUGUCCCACACUCUGUCUGUAUAGACACACAAUUAGCAUUGAUUCUUAUCACAGUUUCUAGAGACACAUGACAUGUGCCAAGAUCACUAGAGGUGUAAUUGCAGGCAAUAAGUAAGAAAACUGAAAUUUAGUAUUAAAACAAAUUCACUAUGAGGUCCUCAGAGGAAACUGUUUCAUCAAAACAUUUUAUGAAUUAGUUUUUGGAGCUUGUUCUGAUGAACAACUAUAAUGUCAUGUUUAUUUCCUGUUAAUAGGACAAGCAGUCAAUGGAAAUUUGGGGUACAUUUGUGUCAUAUUCUAUUGUCAUAUCAAUCCAUUUUCCAGACACCCCGCCAUCAUCACUCAUUAUCAGGAUGACUGUAGUGUCAGUGUCAAUUAUAGCUUAUUUCAAAGGAAGCAAAGUUAGUAAAGUAAGUUAGUAAGUUAGUGAAAAAGUCCAGAGUUGGCCUUCACUAACAACAUUAUUUCAGUAAAAAUAUAUGAGAACAUUUUAUUUAAAAUCAAGACAUACAAGGAAACAUUAAUGUGAACAUGGCAGAUAGUAUUAGUCAUACCAUUAGAGUGUAUCUUGUCAAAAAGUGUUUGGCAUUAUAUUUUUAUUUUGCACUUUUGUGUUGUUUUUGUUUUUAUUUGUUUGUUUGUUUGUUUUUUUCCUAAUAGAGUAUUUUAAAUUUGGGCCUAUUAAUACAGUAAAAUUUUACACUGAGUCUUCAAAAAAGGUAUUUGCUGCUAUUAUGGACCUGAAGGAGAAAAAAAUUGCAUUUCAGAACAGGAAAAUAACACCUACAGUAUUUUGUUUCAAAAUGAAAAUUGGUCAUCUUUGAAAACUAAGCUAAGCCUAAAACAUAGAUUGGUGAUUUAGGCACUAAGCAUGUAUUACAUAAAGAAAAAAAUUACCUUAUUGUUCUCAUGUUUCUCAGGCCUCAUUUUCCAAGAUCUGUGGUGCAUUUGCAUUCCGUUUGUGGUGUUGAACAAUAUUUUACUCUCCAGCAGAAAUGUACUGUGUGACUACUUUUGUCACUAAGAGUAAUGAAUAAAUGCAAACUGUAAAAUGGU